This is a messenger RNA of Vigna unguiculata (cowpea), 1543 nucleotides long. RefSeq lists its product as uncharacterized. The record is from RefSeq and is a predicted model, not a curated record. NCBI's taxonomy places the organism in Eukaryota, Viridiplantae, Streptophyta, Magnoliopsida, Fabales, Fabaceae.
AUAUUAUUCUCUUAUUCAAUUAUUUAUUUGACAAUUGAUUUGAAUUUAAGAUCAAUGUUGGUGAAUUGUUUUAUUUUUUUGUGUUUUUGUUUCUUGUUUAAACCUAGCAGUAGAUUAUUAGAGUGGUAUGGUAAACGUUUUUACUACUAAUUUAAUAUAUCUCUCAGAAUACGAAAAGAUGGCGGCAAAACCAACUUAUUACAUGUCUUGUCGUGGGGAUAUUUUUUUUCCAUGCUGAUUGGUUUGGUCAGGGGGUUUUAUUUCGUUCAGUCGUAACGUUUUGUGGCUUUAAAUGGUAAGUUAGAUCAGUGUGCGUGUGUUUGGUCAGAAAGAAGAAAGAAGCCAUCAGCCCUGUGUUUGGUCAGAAAAGAAGAAAGAAUCCAUUAUCCCUGUCGCAGUUACAGCAGCCUCCAAACGUUAAAAUGUCUUCAUCAAAGGCCAUCAGCUUCACAAACUUUUACCAAAACUCAGUGACUGUCAUGGAGCCCGCAGAGGAAUGUCUGGACUUCGAAGUUGGUUUUUAUGAGCAAUGGGGUAAAAUGCUACUGCUGGGGACCAACUUCUUUAGCGAUCCGAAAGGAAAUACCAUAAAUAUAGAGUUUGAGGAGGGUCUUUUGGGUCAGAGACAGUUUCGUGGUGUCCAGAGCAUUCGGUCUUUUUAUAACGUCAACGAUGUUUAUUAUGUGUGUACUGUUUACUGUGGAGACCGAUUUUUUCGUAUAAGGCUUUUUGAUCUGGACUGGAAUGAGUUUGACUACCCUGGUACAGCAAGGACUUCUCUUGGAUGUAACCCUUUGUCUUCAAUAAGGUUUUUCCAAGCGUUUAGGGUGCAGUUUAUCCCAGCGACGAUGUUGAUUACUGUCCCAGAUUACUUUCAAAUAUUCUGUCGGGAUAAACUUGCGUUUCAUUACGCGAUCAAGUUGUAUGAUCCCCUGUCAAAGAUGUUUGAAAUAUAUGUGGAUAAAGAUGAGAAUUUGAGGAUGGUCCUGUUUGGUUUUAGUAGGUACAUUCCAUAUUAUGGGUUGACUGGUCCGUGUUACUUACAUUUAAACUAUGUAGGAAACAAUGUAUUUCUUCAUAAGAUAUUCUCGGCUGAAGGAGUAGAAAUGGAUUAUAACAGAAAUUCGGGCAGUGCUGCAAACACCCAAGUUCCAGUUGCUGCUCCUAAUUUUCAGAAAGAAUUAAGCAAUUAUGAUGUUAAAGCAUCUUCUUUGUAUCUGGAUUCCAAAUUUGCAAAAGAAUGCUUGAUCAAGGGUCGCAAGAGCUACAGAUUGACGAAUGACCAAGCUCAAUUCUGGGACUGUAAGAUACGUUGGACGGGCAGAAGUUCGUAUGAGUGUUACUUGACCUGUGGUUGGAAGAAGUUUUGCAAAGAAAACGGAUUGGCUGCUGGUGAUCGGAUAAGAUUUGUUGUGGAGGAUGAAGAAAAGGGCGUAAUCCACAUAUUGAAGAAUUAGGUUAUUGUAAUGCUUUGAAUAUUUUGUCUGUCAAAGUAUUACGUACAUCCUACAAACACUUAGUUUAAGUUUCGUUUUUAUGAAUU